AUGUGUCGGUGUGUGGGUAUGUCAGUCUGCCGUGUGCCGGUGUGUCCGUGUGUCGGUGGUGUGUCGGUGUGUCCGUGUGCCGGUGUGUUGGUGUGUCGGUGGUGCGCCGGUGUGUCGGUGGUGUGUCGGUGUGCCGGUGGUGCGCCGGUGUGUCGGUGGUGUGUCGGUGUGCCGGUGUGUCGGUGGUGUGUCGGUGUGCCGGUGUGUCGGUGGUGUGUCGGUGGUGUGUCGGUGCGCCGGUGUGUAGGUGGUGUGUGGGUGGUGUGUCGGUGUGCCGGUGUGUCGGUGGUGUGUCAGUGGUGUGUCGGUGUGCCGGUGUGUAGGUGGUGUGUCGGUGGUGUGCCGGUGUGCCGGUGUGUCGGUGGUGUGCCGGUGUGCCGGUGUGUAGGUGGUGUGUCGGUGGUGUGCCGGUGUGUCGGUGGUGUGUCGGUGUGCCGGUGGUGUGUCGGUGGUGUGUCGGUAUGCCGGUGUGUCGGUGGUGUGCCGGUGUGUCGGUGGUGUGUCGGUGGUGUGUCAGUAUGCCGGUGUGUCGGUGGUGUGCCGGUGUGUCGGUGUGUCGGUGGUGUGCCGGUGUGUCGGUGA
This is a messenger RNA of Corapipo altera (White-ruffed manakin), 582 nucleotides long. Its product is annotated as chorion class high-cysteine HCB protein 13-like. The record is from RefSeq and is a predicted model, not a curated record. Lineage: Eukaryota; Metazoa; Chordata; Aves; Passeriformes; Pipridae. The coding region runs from base 1 to 582 and encodes 193 amino acids. The transcript has a single exon.